Callithrix jacchus (white-tufted-ear marmoset) is the source of this 17516-nucleotide messenger RNA. NCBI's taxonomy places the organism in Eukaryota, Metazoa, Chordata, Mammalia, Primates, Cebidae. The record is from RefSeq and is a predicted model, not a curated record.
AUUCAGUUUUGAGAGAUGUUAGCUUUUCACCUACAAAGCAGGUGGAAUAUGCUCCAAUCAGUAUAUGUUAAUUUGUUAUAUUUAUAGCUGAACUAGAUUUGCUGGUGAUGGAAAUUGAGCCUGCAAAAGCUAAAGUAUGUCUUCCAUUUUUCCAUAAUUGCAUUACCUUGAAUCAUAUGAUAUGUAGGCCCUAACCUUUGACUUUUGGGUUUGUUGCUCAGUGUUUUUCUGUUGCUAAAAUAAGCAAAGGAUUAGGAGGACUCACUACUGCAAGGCACUUCUAUCCUUUUUAGCAGCCACUCAACCUUUGCUGCCCAGCUACCUAACUGCCUACUUCUCAUUCACUGCCUUCAGUUUGUAUCUAUCCUUUCUUUACUCAACCACCCACAUCAUAGCCUUGACUUCCACCACACAACUGGAAAUCUCUCCCAGAGGGUGCCAGUGACCUUUGCAGUGGCAAGUCCAGUGUCCUUUCUUUUCCCAGUCUUUAUUCUCUUGAAUUUCCUUUCAUGUUUGGCUUUGUCAUUGGUGUACUCCUCUUUGUGAGAGGAAGCUUUCUAGGUUUCCUACCUCUCAAUUUUUUUCUCUAUUUAAUUUAUACAAAGUGGCUCAUGUAGUGGCUGGCACAGAGAUGCUUAAAAAGUGUUAGUUGCGGCCGGGCGUGGUGGCUCAAGCCUGUAAUCCCGGCACUUUGGGAGGCCGAGACGGGUGGAUCACGUGGUCGAGAGAUCGAGACCAUCCUGGUCAACAUGGUGAAACCCCGUCUCUACUAAAAAUACAAAAAAUUAGCUGGGCAUGGUAGUGCGUGCCUGUAAUCCCAGCUACUUGGGAGGCUGAGGCAGGAGUAUUGCCUGAACCCAGGAGGCGGAGGUUGCGGUGAGCCAAGAUCGUGCCAUUGCACUCCAGCCUGGGUAACAAGAGCGAAACUCCGCCUCGGAAAAAAAAAAAAAAGUGUUAGUUGCUUUCUUUUUUUGUGGUCUCUCCUUCAUUCUCUGUUCAUUUCUCCGUGAGUUUUUCUGAUUAGUAACUACCUGCAGCAUGCUGGUUGACUUGUAAACCUACAAUUCAACCUUUCUUACACUGUCAUCUGACAGCAGCCUGGUUUGCAGCUGAUUCCAGGGUGGCCUACUCUAAUCAUCCCAGAGUUCACUAGUCAUGAUGAAUGCACCAGUCUUUUACACUUCCCCACUCCCAAACCUCAGUUCUUCUUAACUACUAUCCCAGUAUUAUCAGUGGCACCAGUAUUUAUUUUCCUUUUCACAUGCUAGAAUUUGGAGUCAUUUUUUAUUUUUUCUCUCAUUUCCUACUUUGAAAUGUCUCUUAGGCUCAGUCCUUCAACACCAUUCUGAUGGUGGCUUCUCUGCUCUAAGCUCACAGCCUUUGAUCCCUGGGCUACUCUGACACGCUCCUGCUGGUCUGCCUCUGGUCCUAACUGCCCUUUAAUUGAGUAUAAUAUGUAGCACUCCUGAAGUCUUACUGUUUGGUGCUGUUUGUUUACUAUAGAACAUUUAUGUAUUAUAUGCCCUCUUCUGUGUAGCCUUGUUAUCUGUACCAGCAGACUGAUCCCUCCUGCCACCUUACACAUGAGCAUGCUUUCCAUCCUGCCCCUUGCUGAGCUGGUGCCAGCCUCAUGCCUGCCUUGGUACCUUUUGCGUGCUACUUGGCCUGCGGGAAAUGCUUUCCACCCUUUCCUCUACCUUUCCAAGGUUCUGUCUGUCCUUGAAGAUGAAAUUUAUGCCUUUCUUUUGGUAAAGCUGUUUGCAGCUGUUUUGACCCACGGUGAACUCUCCCUUUUGUGUAGCUAAUUUUGAAAAGCUGUGCAUUUCAGAAAUUUCCCUAGUGAUUCUAUCUGUAACUGUAAAAUCCUUUAGGGCAAGACUGAGCUUUGUAUUGGGCUCCUCAGUCAUCCCCCUGGGUAGUGCCAAGAACAAAGGAGGUACUUAGUAGUAGAUGGAGGCAAGCUGCUCCAGGCUGGUAAAGAAGCAUUGUAAACAUGCUGGUUUUUAAACCUUGUUGGUAAAUACCGAAUGGAAGACAGUUCUGAAGAUACAGAUAUCAAAUAGAUGUUUAUAAGCUUAGUGGCCUUUCCCUGGGAUGGUCUUUUAUUUGGUGUCAUUUUGUUGAUAUAGUAUAACAAAUAAUUGUGGAAUUAAAAUUCAGUGGAGAAGCUUUGGGCAAAUUACUGUAUUUAAACAUGUUUUAUACGUUCUAUAUAUACAGAGAUGUUUGUCACUUUCUCAGUCAGCUACUGUAAAACAAAUACUGUGCUAUAAAUUACAUGUCAUUACAGACACACUGUGAAUGUCAUCUUACUUUGAAACAUGGCUUCACACUUACCCCUUUAUGCAUUUUCCCCAUCUAUAUUGUGUAAAGAAUGUUAAGAACAUUUCUUGUAUAAUUUUUUUUUUUUUUUUGAGACAGAGUCUUGCUCCAUUGCCAGGCACCAGGCCAGAGUGCAGUGGCGCAAUUUCAGCUCACUGAAACCUUCACCUCCUGGGUUCAAGGAAUUCUCCUGCCUUAGCCUCCCGAGUAGCUGGGACUACAGGCGCGUGCCACCAUGCCCAGCUAAUUUUUGUAUUUUUAGUAGAGACAGGGUUUCACCAUGUUGGUCAGGAUGGUCUUGAUCUGUUGACCUCGUGAUCCACCCACCUCAACCUCCCAAAGUGCUGGAAUUACAGGCGUGAGCCACUGCGUCCGGCUGGUAUAAUAUUCUUUCUGCCAUUCACUUUCCCCUCCCAAAAUCAUCCCUGGACUAGAAAGGGCUUACCAACCCCACAGAGGGUUCAGUUAGGACCCAUGAGCUACUUUCCCCUGGCCUGGCAGUCAUGUUCGGUCACUGCCCAGCUAUUCCCUCUUGAUGCCUUUGUCUCCCUUUGUCCUCCCCUGGGAUAGGUAGCUCAGGCUUCCAGCACUGCAUCCCCUUGCACUUCUUGUAGUAGGAGCAAUGAAGAGCUGGAAUAGCUUUCUGGUUGGUCUCCCUUUGCCCAACGAUGUUUCACUUGCUUGUUUGUUGAGAAUGAGAGACUCCAUUUGAGUUUCUUUUUUCUUUCUCCUUUACUACUUAAAACAUUCUUCCUUUUCAUUAUGGUUGCUUGCCUUUAGCUCCUUUCCUAUUGGCUUGAGGCAAAGGGAUCAUGUUUUAAGUCUCUGUAGCUGCUACAUAGUGGAGUAUAGAAACCAAGUAUAGUUGACCUUGAACAACACAGGUCAAAUCACACAGGUCCACUUUAUGUGUCUCUGCCACCCCUGAGACAGCAAGACCAACCCAUCUUCUUCCUUCUCAGCCUACUCAGUGUGAAGGCCAUGAGGAUGAAAACCUUUAUGGUAAUCCAUUCCACUUAGUAAAUAGUAAAUAUAUUUUCUCUUCCGUAUAAUUCUCCUAAUAUUUUCUUUUCUCUAGCUUAUUUUAUUGUAAGAAUACAGUGUGUAAUACAUAUACAAAAUGUGUUAAUCCAUGUUUAUAUUAUUAGUAAGGCUUCUGGUCAGCUGUAGGCUAUUAGUAAUUAAGUUUUGGGGAGUCAAAAGUUAUAUGCAGAUUUCUUCCAGGGAGGGCAGUUGGUAAUUCUAAUACCUGUGUUGUUCAAGGGUCACUUGUAUAUAUUUGUUGAAUGAAUAAGUGAUUCACAUGUUUAAAACCCAAACUUACUGAAAGUAGGGGAUUAUAUUAUCUAGCACCAGAUUUCUUCCUGCCCUUGUAUUCUCCUAUAUUCUCAGCAGAUUAACUAUUUUGGUGGUUGAAAAUGAGGAAUUCUUUCUUUUUUUCUUUUCUUUUCUUUUUUUUUUGAGAUAGAGUCUCUGGAGUGCAGUGGUAUGAUCUCAUCUCACUGCAACCUCCGCCUCCUGGGUUCAAGCGAUUCUCCUGCCUCAGCCUCCUGAGUAGCUAGGAUUACAGGCAUGUGCCACCACCCACCUGGCUAAUUUUUGUAUUUUUAGUAGAGAAGGGGUUUCACCAUGUUGGCCAGGCUGGUCUCGAGCUCCUGACCUCAAGUGAUCUGCCCACCUCCGCCUCCCAAAGUUCUGGGAUUACAGGCGUGAGCUACCAUGCCUGGACAAAAAGUAGUAUUCUUGCUUCCUGUUUUUUCUUUUUAAAUUUUCUUCCUUUUUAUAGAGACAGGGUCUUGCCAUGUUGCCCAGGUUGAUCUCAAAUUCCUGGGCUCAAAUAAUCCUCCCACCUCAAGCCUCCCAAGUAGUUGGAAUUACAGGCAUGAGCCACCAUGCCCAGUUGAUAUUCUCACUUUACAGAGUAGGAUAUUAAGACCCAAUAGGGUUAAAAAAAAAAUCUUCCUAGGGUCAUGAAAUUCGUAUGUGAUGAACUAGAGUUUGAAGUCAAUGUUACUAUAUGGAAAGCCUGGAUUUUCUUUUUUGUUAUGCAGCACUAUUUUAUACUGCUUUCCCAGUGACCAAAUGGAAGACUUAUUUAGUACUUUUAUAAAGAGGAUAUUCUUGGCCGGGCGCGGUGGCUCAAGCCUGUAAUCCCAGCACUUUGGGAGGCCGAGACGGGUGGAUCACGAGGUCAAGAGAUCGGGACCAUCCUGGUCACCAUGGUGAAACCCCGUCUCUACUAAAAAAAAUACAAAAAAUUAGCUGGGCAUGGUGGCGCACGCCUGUAAUCCCAGCUACUCGGGAGGCUGAGGCAGGAGAAUUGCCUGAACCCAGGAGGCGGAGGUUGCGGUGAGCCGAGAUAGCGCCAUUGCACUCCAGCCUGGGUAACAAGAGCAAAACUCCGUCUCAAAAAAAAAAAAAAAAAAAGAGGAUAUUCUUGUUGGAAAGAGUGUAUGUAUUUGUAUUAAGAUUGUAUUCAUUGCUUUCAUUAUGGAGAGAUACUAACCAUUAAAAAUAUUUUUUGAAAGCUUUUGAAACAGUGAAAAACAGAAAAGUUAGAAGUGCAGUAGAGAAAACUUCUAUUUUCUUCUCUAGAACCUUUGGCAAUAAGUUGUCCACCUGAUGCCCCAUCACUCUGGGAUUACCCUAGUGCGUGUAUUUCCAAUGGCAAGGACAUUCUUCUAUAUGAGUACAACAUAAUCAUCAAAAGCAGAAAAUUGACAUUGACCCAUUAUAUUACCAUCAAAUACUACUCAGACCUCAUUCAAGUUUGACCAAUAGUCCCAAUAAAGUCCUCCCAGCCCCUUUUCCCACUGCUUUUUUUUUUUUUCUUUCUUUCUUUCUUUUUUUGGACAAGCAAAAGGAUUCAGUUCAGAUUUAUGUGCUUUGCAUUUAGUUGUGGAGUCUUUCUCGGCUUUCUUUUGACUUUCAUGGUCUUGAUGGACUGGAAAUUUUAAGCCAGUUAUUUUGCAGCCUGUCCCUCAGUUUGGGUUUGUCUGAUGUUUUCUCGUGAUUAAACUCAGGUUGCAUGUCUUUGGCAGGAAUAUCACAGAAAUAAUGCUAUGUCUUACUGCCUCCUAAUAGGUGACGUAUAAUUUGAAUUGUUUGCAUUUUUCCACUGCUAAAUUAUUCUUCCAUUUGUAGUUAAUUGGUAUUUUAUGGAUAAGUAUUCCAAACUAUGUAACUAUCUCAUUCUUCAUCACAUUUUCAAUUUAUUGAUUUAUUAAUUUAUAUUAAUAUGAACUAAUGUUUUUUAUUUUAAUCAAGGAGCUAUACAGUCUUUUAUUAUUUAUAUUGCUGCUUAAAUUGUCUCAGAUUUGGCCAGUGGGAGCCCCUUCCAGCUCCUUCUUUCUCCUUUUGACAUGUCUCCAUUCUUGGAGCAUUUUCUUGUUUUCUGGCACAAGUGGUCUAGGCCAGAAUAAUUUCUCAACUCUGGGACUGUAGGUACUCAUAUGUGUGGUUAUUUGUCUCAACAUACAUUCCAUUCUGCAAAGAAAUAGAACAUGUUUGAAAAAAUAAUUAUCAAAUACUGACCCCUUUUGGUCCUUAGUCUAAUAUAUCACUUAGAAUGACUUUGAUAGAACUAUGAAGGUGGCAGGCAGCCUGAUAUUCCUUUUUGUGUAUUUUUCCUUUUUCCUGCCUAGUGGGGGAAAUGAGUCUUGCCUAGGAAGUGCUAAGUAGAAGUAUUAAAAUUGUCAAAACCUUUUCUUUGUUAGAACAAUCACUGAAAACAGACACAAAAAGCCCCCAAACACUUUUGAUUGAAAAAGCAUUUCAGUAUCAUUGAAACAAGAGUGGGAGCGGGGAUAUGCUCCUCACCCAUCUUUCACAUAUUUAGUGAGCAUGUGUCUACUGGGGUCAGGGACUGUGGCUCUUCAUGAGGCAGCCAGGGCUAUAAAGGCAAACAAAAUUCAGUGUGGUCCCUGCAUACCCUCAUGGAGCUUACGGUCCACUAGUUUAAGAGAAAAAGCCAUAAAAUGAAACAUGGAAUGAUGGUCAUAAAGGGAACUGCUCUGAGCAGCAAUUCCUCGCUUGUGAAAUAUAGCAAAUGUACUACUUUACAAAUUGUUCUGAGGGUAAAAUGAGAUUAUAUAAGCAAAAGUCCUUUGUAAACUGUAGAAGGUUACAUAAAUGAAGUACUUUCUUCUCUUGGUGUUUGCAGGGGAUUGGUUCCAGGACUCCUCCAUAUCCAAAAUUCAUAGAUGCUCAAGUCCCUUAUAUAAAAUGAUGUAAUAUUUGGAUAUAACCUACACACAUCCUCCUGUAUACUUUAAAUCAUCUCUGCAUUACUUGCAGUACUGAAUAUAAUGUAAAUACUGUGUAAAUAGUUGCUACACUAUUUUUUAUUUAACAUAUUGUUGUUGUUCUUGUUUUGUUUUUGUUUUUCCCUGUAUUCCUCUAUUCAGUUUCAGUUGCCACAAUGAGACAGAAAGCACAAAGACAUGUUUUUCUUGAAUCUAUAGUGGAAACCUUAGCAACAGAUUGGAUAAUAACUGCUUCAGGUCUGGCAAAUAGAUGCAUAUGUAUUGUUGUUUUUUUUCCCUAAAUAUUUUUGAUCCACUGUUGGUUGAACCUGUGGAUGUGGAGGACCUACUGUAUAUUUUUCACAUCACUCCAUCUUGUGGUGUCUGGACUCUUUUUACGAUUGCUAAGGUAAACAAGCCCUGAGAACUAACCUCCAGGCUCUUCCACCCCACUCCAUCCUGCACAUCACUCUCUGAUUUCUAUAUGUGCACUGCUGUCAUUUUCAUCCCAUUCAGAAGCCUUGAGUUUAAAGUUCAAACUCUUGAUAUAUAAGGCCUCCAGGCUAACCCCAAUCUAGCUUUUCAAUCUUCUAUUGUUACUUGCCUUGAAGUGAUCUCUCACUAUGCUUCUGCCAGUGGGCUAAUCAACUUCUUCAGGCAGCAGCAUGAAGGCAGAGUCCAAUAAACUUGUUGGAGCUUAGCCAACAUCUGCUGUGACUUCUCCUUCUCGUCCCUCCUCCAGAGGGUCUGCACUGUACAGUCCUGCCUGCCCUGCUGAGAGCGCCUUCUGGUUGCAGGCUUGGACCACACGCUCUUUCGGAAGGCUGGUCUGGAAUUGCUACUCUCUCCUGCUUCAUGCAUGUCCUCCCUCCCUUUGUCUUACAAUUGACUGAAGUGAUUCUGUGCAGCUGAUUUUUCUGACCCAGGUUCACAUUGUUUACAUCCCAGGUAGAAAAAUAAAGAUGACACAAAGGAGAAAAAAAUACCCCAGCCAAAUUCGUCUAGUCACUGUGCCUGAAACACCUAUUGUGUGUUCUCAUCUGUAUGCUUUUACUUUUAUCCUCCUGCCUGGAAUUCUCUUCCCCCACUCUGUUUCAAAUUUAAAUCGCAGCUGGGGGCCAUGGCUCCUUUCUGUAAUCACAACACUUUGGAAGGCCAAGGUGGGAGGAUCAUUUGAGGCCAGGAGUUUGAGACCAGCCUGGGCAACAUAGUAAGAUCCAACCCUGUUUCUACAAAAACAAUUAGCGGAGUGUGCUGGCAUUCAUCUGUAGUCCUAGCUAUUUGGGAGGAUAAGGUAGGAGGAUCAUUCGGGCCCAGGAGUUUAAGGCUGUUGUGAGCUAUGAUUGUACUACUGCACUUUGGCCUGGGUGACAGCGUGAUACCCUGUCUCUUAAACAAAAAAGCCACAUGGCUUAAACCCCCCUUCACUUUACUCACAUCGUGCGUACAGUCUAUUCAGAGCAUUUGGUAGUCAUUUGUCAUCUUAAGUUGCUGUUAGGUUUUUCCAACUGGCAUGAAUACUCUCAAAGUGUAGGGACUGUUUGUAACGUGUUUAUAUUUCCCAUUUUUAUGUAGUCUUGAAUAAGUUUUUGCUGGUUGAUAAGAAAAGUGACCUGACUGCAUUCAGACCAACUCCCAAGAAUUUAAAAAGAACUCCUGAUUUUCCAAAACUACAAAGUAAUAAAUAAACUGAAUUUACACUGGAAGAAAAGCAUUAUUAAACUUUAUACCAGUUGUGCAUUUCGUGAAAAGUUGCAGCUUAUCUGACUUGUUUCUCCUCUAAGCAGAAGAUAAACACCUUCGUAUUGUGAAUGUAGUAUUGUCAAGAAGGAAACCUCUAACUUGAGACAGUCGUGUUCCCUUGUCAUCCUUUCUGGUUCCAGGGAUGGCUGCUUCACUCAACAGAUGUGUGUGUUGGCUGGCAUCAGCAUGGAGGCCCCAUGUUACAGCACUUUCAUUUGGACCCUUGGAUAACCAUUGAACAGAUUGAAACCUGCAAGUAAUCUUCAGAUCUUAGCAGAACCAUAGGCCUUUCCUUUGUGUUGGGAGGAUAUAGCCUAUAUGCUGUGGAAAUGAACGGGGAGCAGCAGCUUGAUGCAGCAUAUCUUUGGGAUAGAUUCCUAGAAGUGGGAUUGCUGGAUCAAAAGAUGCCGGCUCUGGUAUGGAAGAGGUAGAAUUAAGCUGGGAAGAUUAUCUAGAAGAAACAGGGUCCACAGCAGUUCCCUAUGGGUGUUUUAAACAUGUGGACACACGUUUGCAAAAUGGAUUUGCUCCUGGGAUGAAGCUGGAGGUGGCUGUGAGAACAGAUCCUGAAACCUACUGGGUUGCUACCAUCAUUACUACCUGUGAGCAGUUGCUCCUUCUCCGCUAUGAUGGCUAUGGGGAAGAUCGGAGAGCAGAUUUCUGGUGUGACAUCAGGAAAGCUGAUCUCUACCCCAUUGGGUGGUGUGAGCAGAAUAAGAAGACCCUCGAAGCCCCAGAAGGCAUCAGAGAUAAAGUAUCUGACUGGGACACGUUUCUGCGGCAGACCUUGAUAGGAGCAUGUAGUCCUCCUGUUCCACUGCUAGAGGGCCUCCGUAAUGGGAGGAAUCCUUUAGAUCUCAUUGCUCCAGGAUCCAGAUUAGAAUGUCAGGCUUUCCAGGACUCUUUAAGCACUUGGAUUGUUACUGUAGUAGAAAACAUCGGGGGAAGGCUGAAGCUACGUUAUGAAGGACUUGAAAGUUCUGACAGUUAUGAACAUUGGUUGUAUUACUUGGAUCCAUUUCUUCAUCAUGUUGGUUGGGCUGCUCAACAGGGAUAUGAGCUUCAACCCCCUUCAGCCAUCAGACAUCUUAAAAAUGAAGCUGAGUGGCAAGAGAUUUUGGCUAAAGUGAAAGAGGAAGAGGAAGAACCAUUACCAUCUUAUUUAUUUAAGGACAAACAAGUUAUUGGCAUUCAUACAUUCUCUGUAAACAUGAAAUUGGAAGCUGUGGACCCCUGGUCUCCUUUUGCAAUCUCUCCCGCUACAGUCGUUAAGGUUUUUGAUGAGAAGUACUUUCUGGUGGAAAUGGAUGACUUGCGACCUGAGAACCACGCCCGGCGAUCCUUUGUGUGCCAUGCCGACAGUCCUGGCAUCUUCCCUGUGCAGUGGAGUCUGAAGAAUGGCCUAAACAUCAGCCCCCCUCCAGGCUACCUGAGCCAGGACUUUGACUGGGCUGACUACCUCAAACAGUGUGGUGCUGAAGCUGCUCCCCAGAGGUGCUUCCCUCCGUUAAUUUCUGAGCACGAAUUUAAGGAGAACAUGAAACUUGAGGCAGUGAACCCUCUUCUCCCUGAGGAAGUAUGUGUUGCUACCAUCACUGCAGUGAGAGGCUCCUACCUGUGGCUCCAGUUGGAGGGUUCUAAGAAGCCUAUACCUGAAUGUAUUGUGAGUGUGGAAUCCAUGGAUAUAUUUCCUUUGGGCUGGUGUGAAACCAACGGCCACCCCCUCAGCACUCCUCGCCGAGCACGAGUACAUAAACAGAGGAAAAUUGCAGUGGUGCAGCCAGAAAAACAAGUACCGUCCUCGAGGACUGUCCACGAGGGCCUGAGGAAUCAGGAGCUGAACUCCACAGAGUCAGUUAUGAUUAAUGGAAAAUAUUGCUGUCCAAAGAUAUACUUCAACCACCGUUGCUUCUCAGGGCCAUAUCUUAACAAAGGAAGAAUUGCUGAGCUGCCUCAAUGUGUAGGACCUGGGAACUGUGUUCUAGUCCUUAGAGAGGUCCUCACUUUACUUAUCAAUGCAGCCUACAAACCCAGCCGUGUCCUUCGGGAGCUCCAGCUGGACAAAGACUCUGUGUGGCAUGGAUGUGGGGAAGUCCUAAAAGCCAAAUAUAAAGGAAAGAGUUAUCGGGCUACUGUUGAGAUAGUGAAAACAGCAGAUCGGGUGACUGAAUUCUGCCGGCAAACCUGUAUCAAACUGGAGUGCUGUCCUAACCUCUUCGGUCCACGGAUGGUUCUGGAUAAGUGUUCUGAGAACUGUUCUGUACUUACAAAGACCAAAUACACACACUAUUAUGGAAAGAAGAAAAAUAAAAGAAUUGGGAGGCCACCUGGUGGGCAUAGUAACUUAGCUUGUGCCCUGAAAAAAGCCAGUAAGAGGAGAAAGAGGCGGAAAAAUGUUUUUGUUCAUAAGAAGAAACGCUCCUCUGCAUCUGUUGAUAAUACCCCAGUGGGCUCUCCCCAGGGAAGUGGGGGUGAAGAUGAGGAUGACCCAGAUGAAGGGGAUGAUGAUUCCCUAAGUGAAGGCAGUACAUCUGAGCAGCAGGAUGAGUUACAGGAAGAAUCAGAAAUGUCAGAAAAAAAGUCAUGCUCCUCCUCUCCCACCCAAAGUGAGAUGUCCACAUCGCUGCCUCCAGAUAGACAAAGGAGAAAAAGGGAGCUUCGCACCUUUUCAUUUUCUGAUGAUGAAAAUAAACCUCCUUCACCAAAGGAAAUAAGGAUUGAAGUUGCUGAAAGGCUUCAUCUGGACAGUAACCCCUUGAAGUGGAGUGUGGCAGACGUUGUGCGGUUCAUCAGAUCCACUGACUGUGCUCCAUUAGCAAGAAUAUUCCUAGACCAGGAAAUUGAUGGGCAGGCCCUAUUGCUCCUUACCCUACCCACUGUUCAAGAGUGCAUGGACUUAAAAUUGGGCCCUGCCAUCAAACUUUGCCAUCACAUAGAAAGGAUCAAGUUUGCUUUUUAUGAGCAGUUUGCCAACUGAGAAGGACAAGCAAAGUGAGCUGGAUCUUUGAAGCACAAAUGCAGCAAAUCCUUCACCCUGCUUUAUAAGUGGAGCUGUAAUAGUCCCGGGGCUCUGGGCCCUGCAGGUGUCAGCUUGCUCUCUGCACUUUCAGGGAAGGAAGACUCACAGUGAGGAAGCAAAAACUGUGCAUAGAAGUGGAUCGCCUGCCAGUGGAAAUGUGGACAUCUCUUGUUCAGCAGAUGGCAGUUUUAAAAAAAUAAAGGUUUUGAAGAAAAGACUUAUAUAAGAAGAAAAGCAUUUCCAGUGGUGUGGCCUGAAAACAAAGAAUAACCGAGGCUGCUGGAAAGCACCCUUUUGGUUGUUUUCAUUCUGUUCCUUCCCAUUGUAGAUUGAACUUUGUUCUCUGUUUUCUUUUUCUUGGGAAGAGAGGACAUAGCUUUAAGUCAGCACUGAUUUGGGACUGUGCCUAAGGCAUAUCAGUGCUUCUUUGUCAUUGUGUUUUUAAGCUUUUUAAAAUUAAAACAGUUCAUUUGGGGGUGAUUAUGUGGCUCUAGGGUUUUGAAUGUAUAGUCACACUUUGAUCCAUUUUAAAAUCUAUUCUUAGGAGUUCCUUUGUUUACUACCUCUGUUGAUAAUUGAGCUUACAGCCAUGUAUGAGGUGUUUUGUAUGAUGCCAUUUUUAAGCUACAUGAACACUAAAAUUAUGACAGAAUUUGGAGGGAGGGAAUCUGUUUGCCUUCUUAAAAAUAUUAUGUGGGCACUUACACCAGUUCCUUAACUGACCCCAUCUAAGAACUCUACAGUCACUGUUACCUAUCUUGACCCAGCCUGGGCUGCCUGUGUUAAGUAACAUCACAAAGACUGUUUGUAUUUCCAUUUAAUUCCUCUCUCCCUUUUCAUUCUCAGAGGGACUUCCGUGACUUUUAUUUUGUGUUUACUUUUCUCUAGAGUUGUUUGUCUACCUCUAUUUCAUUUCUAGGGUCUUUACCUUGGGUAAAAAUCAGUAGGUGUUCCAUGAACUCACAGCGAAGCCCAUUUGUCCUUUCCAGGUGUCUCCAGUUUAGAAGCACAGCACAGAAAACAUGUUUUGGAGGGUAACGCAGAGCAUAGAGUUUCUGUAGCAGUGUCCUCAGUGGCUGGAUAAAUGUUGAGACGUGGUUAAGGAUUCUGGAAACCUCUUUGCCUAGCCACACUUAGACUCUUUUCAGCUAAUCUUUUAAAUUGAAUAUAAUCUUUAGUCUGAGGAUUCCCAUUUAAAUAACUCAGUAUUCUUUUAUCUUUUAACCCAGCUCAAGAUAACGUGAAACUCCAGCUUAAUUUUCACUUAAUGAUUCCAUUGCUAGCUAUUAUAGAAUAAUAGCAUUUGCUGUACUAGUCUAGUCAUGAGGAGUGAGGAAAAACACAUAUAGGUUGCCUCCCUUAAAUGGUUUGCUUUGCUGAAUUUUUUUUUUUUACCUUAAUCACCUACAAAUUUAUAACCCAAUCAUUCUUCUUCAGGAUUUGAAAAUGUUUUAAGCCUGAAAACUGGGUAAGGUCUAAACAGCUCUACAAAUAUAAGGAAAUAUAGCAAAUUUUAAUUGAUUGAAAUUUUUUUUCCAUUCCCCACCAUGCCAAGCUAUUUUUGUGGACACUGGCAAAUAGUCUGGAGCCUCUCUUCAUUGGAUAAUUCAUGGGCCAGCUUAACUCAAGCCCUGCAACUAAAUCAUACACUAAAGCAUUAACUCUUUGCUUAGGUGCCUACCAGAUAAAUCUGGGAAGAAGCUUCCUUUAAGUAAAAAUUAAUAUGUUUGAAACAGAGAGAUCCAGUUUUUAUUUUUAUUUUUAUUUUUAUUUAUUUAUUUAUUUUUGAUACAGAGUUUCGCUGUUGUUACCCAGACUGGAGUGCAGUGGCACGAUCUCGGCUCACCGCAACCUCCGCCUCCUGGGUUCAAGCAGUUCUCCUGCCUCAGCCUCCCGAGUAGCUGGGACUACAGGCGCACGCCACCAUGCCCAGCUAAUUUUUGUAUUUUUAGUAGAGACGGGGUUUCACCUUGUUGACCAGGAUGGUCUCUAUCUCUUGACCUCGUGAUCCACCCGCCUCGGCCUCCCAAAGUGCUGGGAUCAUAGGGGUGAGUCACCGUGCCCGGCUGAGAUCCAGUUUUUAAAAAUUAGAUUGAUUUUGUGUCUGUGGAAGAGAAGGAUAUAUAGGGAAUGCUAAGGAAUAAUUAGCAUUAAACAUUAAGCUUUUGGUGGGUAGUGGUGGUGGUGGUGAUCUUGCUUAUUGAAAUUUCCUGAGAGUUCAAUCAAGGCACUAAGGCAAAGAGGGCCCCUUGAGGAAGAACAGUGGAACAAAAUUUCUGGAAUUCAUGUUUAGGGCCUCUUGUUAUUAUCUUAUUUAGGAAAAUGCAAUAUAUUUUCCUAAAUAAGAUAAUAUAAGAGGGAAUACACCAAACACAAGAACACUGAUUGCAUUAUUUUGUCUCUCUUCUGACUUCUCCAGGAACCAUGGAAUGUUAGAAUCACCUCCCUUCACAGGUGAAGGGAUGAAGCCCCCAAAGGGUGGAACAUACAGCCCUAAGUAGUCUUUGACCUGCGCAGAGUCAGAGCCCAGCUUUUCUCCUAUAGAAAGGCUGACUCUAAAUGGUCAAGUAAGUUGGGUUUCCCUUAAUAUUUCUUGCAUUCUCCUUCUAAGAUAGAGUUUAUUAGGCAAUUGCAUAGAGAAUUAUAUCCACCAGCCCUGACUCCCAUAUAUUAUGUAAGCAAAGAUAAUUGUUUGGGAAUUUAGCACAGGGCAUUUUUUUAACUUAAAAUUUGGAUUUCAUUUACCUCAUAAAAGUGUUGGGACUGGGCUGGAUAACGGUGAUGAUCUGGCUACUGUGAUGCUGAAACAGUUCAAGGCAGAUAAUAGCUCACCAUGUUGGGGUAAAAUGUUGGUAUGUUGCUCGUAGGUGCAUGAACUUUGUUUUUUAGAGAGACCAGCUUCUUAAAUUUAUAACAGUUACAUUGUGAGGGAACUGUAUUUGUCUGGAUUUCACCUGCAGUUGGGCCCUCAGCCUGUCGGAGGUCAAAAAAUUUCUCAUGACUCAUUUUUUUUACCCUGAAUUGACAAGUUUAGAAGACAGGUUGAUGGACUAGUUCAUCCUCCUGGACCUUGAAAAGCUGGCUGACCAAUAUUAGACUAGUACUGCUAUGUUAGUGUACUAGGGAAAACCCUUUUGCUGCCCAUGAAGAUUUUCUAUGCUUUUUGACUCUAUUUUGUGGGCUUCUGGGGACUGUGCUGCUUUCCUUUGUAAACCAUCUUUAUCCUCAUUUGAAGCAGAGUUGAAGUGGCUAACGCAGGGAAUGCAUUAAUGGAAGCUUGCACCCCAUCUGCCUUUCUUCAGCAAUGCAGGUGGCUCCUAGCAUUUAUGUUAUAGAUAUGUGAGGUCAGGGAAGGGUACUUACACCAACCUCUGGAAAAGAUGAACUUCUUGGUGAAUAUUUAUUGACUUAUAAUAGAAGCAAACAUAGAAAACUAGUUCAGAACUUAGCCUUAAUAUGCCUUUUCUCCUGGAAGUAAAAUUAUUUUCACUGUGAGAGAGAAGACAUUGGACUUUAGCGUCCAGAGAACCUAGAUACAUUUUAUUCACUCUUUAGUACCAAUUCAGUCACUAAUGUGGUACCUGAGUACAUUUUAAAAGCUUUAGCAAGCCUUAGGAAGGGUAGGACUCAGAAUCAUUUCCCUCUCUCAAGCCAAAAAGUGUUUCUGAGGGACACAGAACAUCAGGUCAUCUAGUUGGGAAUAUUGGGAAAACUGUCACAGGCAAUUAUAUUUUCUUGGCACCUGUGUCACCAAAGAUUGUUCUAUUUGAGACACCAUUUACUGGUUUAGUUGAUUCCCACAGAAGCUCUGAGAGAGUUGUUAGUUUAGCCUAAACAGUAGAACACGCCUUGGAUUUGAACUCUGAUCCCAUGUAUUGAAGAUGUGCCAUGUGUGUGCACACACCGGUUCAAAAGUGUUCAGCAUUAUCAGUAGGAAAUCUGUUGGCCUUAUGAAGCUGAAUGAGAAGAAGGCAUCACUAGAAAAAAAUGAAGUAUAAAUCUUGGUGGGGACCAGAUGCCCCCUUUCAAGCUUGGAUUUCCUUGUCCCUGGGUCCACUGUAAACAACCAUAUGUUUGUCAUGGUGCUGACUCAGAAACCAUAGGACACAGAGCCUCCUGCAAAACCAAAAAGAAAUGUUACUUUUUUGCGACUAUAAUUCUUUGACUUUGUUCACUUUAGAUGUUUUACUAGUGAGUUUUGAUGACUCCCACCCCUUAGGUGAGAAUGUUGCAUACUUUGGAAACUUGAAUUUAUCCAAACAAGCUACCUAUGACUUGGAGUUUGGGCAUAAGUUUUAAAUUGAAUGCUCAGGCCAAAUGAAUCUGGUUCCAGGCCCACACCAAGAUGUUUUUUCAGUGCUUGUCCCAGACCACACAGGUAGCGUUGUUUCUGAGGGCAGCUUUAUGGGGAGGUGUAGAUGGUGGUUGGUGGCAAAUGCACUGCAGUCAUUUUCUUGGGCAUAGUGUCUAAGAAGCCUGAGAUUUUCACAAGAACCAGCAGAACCGGGAGUGGAGAGUUGGGGAGACAGAGAAGUAGGCCUAAAACUUCCCUCUUACGUCUUUUUUGACUUAAUACACCAUUGGGUCUGUCCUGGUGCUAUGGCCUAUCACAAAGGACUGAUUUAAGAGAGAAGCCACAGCCUUGCUGGACAAGUCUCCAACACCAGCAGAAAAGCAUGGACCCUGAUCUGUGGGAGGCAAGAGCCUCUCCCAUUAUUUCUGGAGGCAAAUGGUGCCUUCUAGUGAAAUGGUGCCACCAUUGCUAAUGGGGGUGCCUGUUCUCAGGAUGUGUGGAAACUCAGGCCUAAGGGUUUCUACAUGGUUUAUUCAAUCUAACUGCAUACCUAGCUUGGCAGAAUGGAGGUGGACAAAAGUGCCGAAAGGAUGAGGGUAGGCUUUUAGGGCAAAUCAAGUCAUAAAGCAGAUGAUUGAGGGAGGUUACAAAGCUUAGGCAAAAUUAAAGUUGGGCAGUCCCUUAGCUCCUUUUGCAAGAAUCUCUGGAGAAGGUAGUCUGAAUGUUUCUCUUGAGAUUUUGAGUGCUCAUUUCUUUUUCCUUUCCCCCUCCCUUCCUUUCUUCUUUUUUUUUUUUUCAUUGAAUAUUCUCAAAAGACAAUCAGAGGCCUGCCAGGGAGGGACUCCUGGCUGGUUCCAGCACUGUCCUUAGGCCUCUUUUUAAUACUAACUUGGAACUGAUGCACUUUGUUUAAUGUAUUUUGCCUUUUUUUUUUAAGCUGCUCAUUUAGAACAAAAUCAAAUGCUUAUUGCAUUGUGUCCUUCCUCCUUGCUGUUUUUCCUCUUAAUUUCAAAAGUUAUGCAUUGAAGAUAAAAGUACACUUAAGUAUGCACAAGAAUACCUAUUAAAAUAACUCCCAUCAAGUUUGAUGGUAUAACUUCAAAGGAUUAAAAAAACUAUUUUGGAUUAAUAUUUUGCGUGUUUUUUUGUAAAUAUGAUUGUAUAUAAACUUGUGGUACAUAUGACAGUUUUAAGUGGUUGUGAGGAAACUAAGGAAAACAGGUCUUAAGCUGUGUUUAACCUUAACUUUGUUCUGAUUUGACAACAAGGAAGGCAUUUUGGCCAGAGUAAAUUUUUCAAAACUCUUUCCAGUGGGGACCUCAGAGAAUCAUUUCCAAAUGAAUGAGAAAGUCCUUCCUACUUUAAUAAAAUUCCAGAAUUCUUUCCCCUCUCUUGCUGUCUGAACCUUUACCUUCUGGAUUUAGGUGCUUUUUAAUUCCAGUUCCGGAAAGAUAGGAAGAGCAGAAUUUCUCCACAGCAACCUUGCUCCUGGCAUUGGGGAUUCUGCCUCUGAUCUCUGAAGACUGCUUGUUUGUUCCUCUGUGAGCCUUAAGGAUUCCGCCACAGCUGGAUGUGCAGAACAAUUCUUUGUCAAAAACAUCACAUUUCAGCUCUGUGUGCAGUUUUCCUUGAGCUGUCUGUCUUCAAUCAAUAAUCUCCUUAUGCCCAACCACAGUCUCUUCUGCUUUAAGAUGUAGCCUCUUGUUUGAUUCUCUCUAAACGUGAACUGUUAACUGUUGAGCAUCCUCAUAAGAUCCCUCUUAGAAUAAAGACAGUCAUGGAAUUUUAAUUUUCCCUUAUCCAUUUGUUUUCUUAAUCUGAUUUUCUGUAUUUGCCCACGGCCAGUACUUGUGGAGAGCUUAAAAUUUUAUAAAUUAAAUUCCAUUUAAAUUAA